AUGUUAACUACACCAGCAGCAUGCUAUUCCACAACCCGCAAACAUAACGAAAAUCUUCCUGUGAAACCGGUGCAACGGGAUACAUUGGCGGCGACGCCCUGGCAACGCUAUUCGCACGACACCCGGAGUUCUCAAUACUCGGUUCUCGUGCGCAGCACUGAAAAGGCCGAGCAAGUCAAGGCGCAGUACCCAAACAUUCGAAUUGUCCUGGGAGACCUUGACGACUCCCCUCUGCUCCAGCAGGAGAGCGCGGCCGCCGACAUCGUCCUGCACGCGGCUGAUGCCUCUGACCGCGUUGGUGCUGCAAAGGCCAUCAUCGCUGGCUUGGUCGCUGGCCACUCUGAAGAAAAGCCGGGCUACGACAAGAACGAGUUCGGCAAUAAGAGUGACCAUGUCUAUAAUAACUGGGACAAGGUUGAUGAACUGCUUAAUCUUCCGAACCAUGCAUUCCACUGCAAUGUGGACCAGUUGGUGCUAGGGGCCGGGGCCAAGCACUCCAGUGUUCUCAAAACUGCCCUUGUCUGUCCGCCAACCAAUUACGCGACGUCUACGCACUCCUCGCGGACGCCGCAAUCGCAGGCCGCAACGACCCAGGACUCUGGGGCGCAGAUGCCUACUACCUUACCGAGAAUGGCGAACGUCUGGGGAGAACUGUCCAAGUCAACGGCGGAAGCUGCUGCGAAGCUGGGUUGCAUUCCUGAAGCCCGGACUGAGCAGAUUGAUCUAGAUACUGCCAAAGCCUAUGCUGGAUUUGAGGGGCUGAGGUGGGGCACGAACUCUCGUGGACAUGACUUGCGUGCGCGUGAGGUCUUGGGGUGGAACCCUUCGAGACCUAGUCUCUUUGAAGAGAUUCCCGAAACUGUUCGGAGUGAGUGGGAGCGUUUGCAGAAAUAG
Messenger RNA from Penicillium argentinense, 894 nucleotides. RefSeq lists its product as uncharacterized. The coding region runs from base 1 to 894 and encodes 297 amino acids. The record is from RefSeq and is a predicted model, not a curated record. The transcript has 5 exons. NCBI's taxonomy places the organism in Eukaryota, Fungi, Ascomycota, Eurotiomycetes, Eurotiales, Aspergillaceae.